AUGGCUCCCAAUACAGAAAAACGACAAGUAAGCUUCCCUCAGUUGGAAUAUCCGAUUUAUCGAGAAGCACAGCCGAAAUCUGCUCAACACUGGUUAAAAGGAAAGAGAAUGCAAGAUGGCGCCGAGGAAUUGUGGAGAAUUCAUGACAGUCUUUAUGAUUUAACAGAUUUUAUAUCUUCACACCCUGGAGGGUCACAAUGGAUAGCUGUUAAUAAGGGUACAGAUAUUACAGAAGCUUUCGAAACACAUCAUCUCAAAGGAAUUGCUGAGUCACUAUUACCAAAUUAUUAUGUAAGAAAAGCAACCAAGCCAAGGAAUCAACCAUUCACGUUUAAAGAAGAUGGAUUUUACAAAACUUUGAAGUUGAAAGUCAUGGAUCAGAUCCAAUCAAUACCUAAAGAUGUGAGAAAGAAAAGCGAUUUUAUCACUGAUGGUUUAUUGCUUGCUUUAAUUAUCUUGGCUCCAUUAAGUUGUUGGGGCUGGACCCAAAGCUUUAUCAUAGGAGCCUCUCUAACCCUCAUGACCAGUUACGUUCUGAGUUCUGUGGUCACAUGCGCACACAACUAUUUUCAUCGAGGCGAUAACUGGAGGAUGUAUAUAUUCAACUUAGCUGGUAUGUCAUUUAGUGACUGGAGGGUCUCCCAUUCAAUGUCUCACCACCUACAUACGAACACUGCUCAGGACAUUGAACUUUCCAUGAUAGAACCUUUUCUUCAAUUCAUACCGUAUAAGGACAAGCCUAUAUGGGCACAAAUGGGUGCUUUCUACUAUCCUCUCGUUUACGCUACGUCCCUACUUUCAAUUAUGGGUCACGAGUUGAUACUCAGUGCAACGAACCAUGAAGGCAAGACGUUAACUUGGAAGAAUCUGAUUCCAUUCUUGAUUCCAACUUGGAUGUACAUAAUGGGUGGCUUGCCUUUACACUGGACUAUUGUUCUCUGGCUAGCCACUAUGGUACCAGCUAGCUUCUUCUUCGUUUUCUACGGAUUAACAGCUGGUCAUCAUAACCAUAGGAACUUCUUUGAAGGGGAUGUUCCUAGAGACGAAAAUAUCGAUUGGGGCAUUCAUCAGCUGGAUGCGAUUUGCGAGAGAAUCGAUUAUGCGGGCAACCAUUUUAAAUCGAUUACUCGUUUCGGGGACCAUGCGCUGCAUCACCUGUUCCCGACACUAGACCAUGCGGAGCUCAAAUACUUGUACCCGGUACUUUUAGAACAUUGUGAAAAGUUCGAAUUUCAAUUUAAAACUAAUACUUUUUACGAAACAAUAAUAAAUGCGAGUAAGCAAUUAAUACGAAAACGCCCAAACAACUUUAGAGAUGUAAAGGCGACGAAAUAA
Spodoptera littoralis (African cotton leafworm) is the source of this 1335-nucleotide messenger RNA. The record is from the annotation of a GenBank genome assembly. Lineage: Eukaryota; Metazoa; Arthropoda; Insecta; Lepidoptera; Noctuidae.